Messenger RNA from Rhineura floridana, 1580 nucleotides. It is a transcript of the gene NUDT5, whose product is annotated as nudix hydrolase 5. Gene Ontology annotation, biological process: nucleoside phosphate metabolic process; ribose phosphate metabolic process. The record is from RefSeq and is a predicted model, not a curated record. Lineage: Eukaryota; Metazoa; Chordata; Lepidosauria; Squamata; Rhineuridae. The transcript is spliced from 11 exons. Gene Ontology annotation, molecular function: ADP-ribose diphosphatase activity. Bases 669 to 1331 code for a protein of 220 amino acids. Gene Ontology annotation, cellular component: nucleus.
UGGAUCAGCUGCAUUCCCCGUGGGAAACCCUGUGGUGCAGCGAUCCUUGCAGAAAACACCAUCGGCUGACUAGCCCCACAAAGGAGUCUGCUUGUCAAUGUGGCUGAAGUCCGUUUGGAAUUCCAGCAUAACCCCUUCCCCCAGCAAAAUCAUGCCUGGAGUAGAAACAAAGGUCGAUCUUCCUAAAACUGCCGCCUCUCGUCUCCUUCCCAGCCCAAAUCCAGCCUCAAUAGUUACACAGAGAACCUUGCGCUUUGACUUGCGUGCAGAGACGAGAGCUGCUUGCCAGUGAACCCCGAUGCCCUACAGUCUAUAUGUUAUAUCUCUAUGCCGCCUUCACUCGCAGUACAUCAAAGUGUAGCGGAGGGGAAGAGAAUGUCCCCGGAAUGUCUCGAAAUGCGCGUGCGUCACCUUUAUCCGUACUGACCGGCGUCUAAUGACUGACUGUACCCUAGAUUGAGGACCUCAUUGGAGGAGUCAACCGUCCUCCUCAUUAACGUCGAACGGGCAGAACUCAAACUUCGCUUCUCUCAGCUCUCGGUCCCUUCCUAACUCACGCUACCGCUAGCCAAUCAGCACGGGCAGGACCGAAGGACGUUUUUUCCCCCGACUGAAAGUUUAAGUAAGGUGGACUUUGUGCUAGAGGUGACAGACCAACAUUACUGAAAAUGGAAAAAGAAGCAUCUAGUGACGCUGUGAAAACCACCCAAGAAUCUAUAGUUAAGGAAGAGACCAUAACAGAAAGAAAAUGGGUGAAGCUUGAACAGACUACUUAUCUUGAUCCCACAGGUCAGACAAGAGUAUGGGAAUCUGUAAAGCGUACUACAAGAAGAGAGGGGGUUUCUGCGGAUGGUGUUGCUGUUAUUCCAGUGUUACAAAGAACUCUCCACUAUGACUGUGUUGUCCUAGUGAAGCAAUUUAGGCCUCCCAUGGGAAAAUACUGCUUGGAAUUCCCUGCAGGUCUAAUUGAUAGCAACGAAACCCCAGAAAGUGCUGCUUUACGUGAGCUGGAGGAAGAAACGGGAUAUAAAGGGGAAAUCCUUGAAUGCUCUCCAGCUUUAUGCUUGGACCCUGGGUUGACUAACUGUACAACACACAUCGCAACAGUCACCAUUAAUGGAGAUAUUCCUGCCAAUUUGAAGCCCAAACAAAAGCCGGAGGAAGGAGAAUUUGUAGAAGUUGUCACACUACCAAAGAAUGACUUAUUGCAGAGAAUUGAGGAGCUGGUGGCAGAGGAGCACAUGAUAGUGGAUGCAAAACUGUAUGCUUAUGCCUUGGCACUGAGGCAUGCAACAGAUCAGCCAUUCCAGGUGCCAUUUAUGAAAUUCUAAGACUGCUUAGCUCUUCUGAAGGAGUUCCCUGUGUGGAGCUAGAUCAGCAAUGGCAUUUCUUUCAUGCGACAGUCAACAAUUUGGACAUAGCAGUAAGCUUUUAAAAAAAGAUCGGUUUUGUAGCUGUCUUGCUUCAAAUCGUGCAACUAGACUAUCUACUAUGAAAAAAACAUACAAUCUCUCAUAAUUGCACCUUCUGUAUCUGAUUAACUGGAAUUGUCUGAGAAAAAUAAAUAUCUUGUUACCAUC